Halichondria panicea is the source of this 468-nucleotide messenger RNA. Its product is annotated as ER membrane protein complex subunit 5-like. The coding region runs from base 107 to 400 and encodes 97 amino acids. The record is from RefSeq and is a predicted model, not a curated record. The transcript is spliced from 3 exons. NCBI's taxonomy places the organism in Eukaryota, Metazoa, Porifera, Demospongiae, Suberitida, Halichondriidae.
AGACUGAAGCACAUGUGACAUGUUUAUAGAUCUAGAUCUGAUAGUGUAGUUUACACCAGAAAGCAAGUUGUUUCAUGUUGUUUGAGAGGUCACUCACUGCACUGACAUGGUACUAAGAAAGGCAGUCCUGGUUUUAGGUUUCAUUCUGUUGGGCCACUCGGCUUUCUCUGCUGAGCAGCAUCGAUCGUUCUUGAAGUUAGCUGAAGAAGAAUAUAGUUAUCUGCCAAAAGACAUUGCUUUCGAGUGUCUGAUGGCCAGUGUGCUGUGUGUAUUCGGAGUGCUCAGUUUAAUGGGGAAGUUCAAGGACAUCAAGCUCACAACAGAACUCAACACUCAAUCAUUUGAAACAGUGGACAAUAGACUAGGAUUUAUGACCUUCAAUCAUCGAUGUGUUUCAUGAUCAGUUAACACAAUCAGCUACAUCUUGUACUGACCAUGUAUCUAUUCUUCAAUUGAUGUAAUAAUUUC